This is a messenger RNA of Bactrocera dorsalis (oriental fruit fly), 1477 nucleotides long. RefSeq lists its product as uncharacterized. NCBI's taxonomy places the organism in Eukaryota, Metazoa, Arthropoda, Insecta, Diptera, Tephritidae. The transcript is spliced from 2 exons. Bases 119 to 1273 code for a protein of 384 amino acids. The record is from RefSeq and is a predicted model, not a curated record.
GCACCAUCGAGCAUCAUCCUCAUUGAGCUUAGCAUCAGCGAAGUGUUAAGUUCUGGAACAGUUUCGUUUAACGAAAUUUCAAUUUUGUUAAAAGGGAGCUUAUAACAGAAAACAAAAAAUGAAACUCUUUGUGGUGGCGUUCGCUGUGUGUCUGGCAUCACUGGCCUUUGCUCAAUCUGUACCUGCUGACAGUGUCGAGCCGUCCGCUGAGUAUUUGCCACCAGUCGGUGAAGAAUCGACGCCACUUGCCGAUGAUGGUUACCGUUACAAGGCAGUGCGUCGUCUGAAGUAUCGUCAUCGUCGUGAGGUACCUUCAGAGGAAUAUCUACCACCAGUAGCUGAACCAUCUUCCGAAUAUAUACCACCGGAGGGCGCUGAGACUCGCGUAGCUGAAGAUGGUUAUAGAUACAAAACUGUGAGACGUUUCAAAGUACUCCGUCAUCGUCGUGAAGCUCCUUCCGUUGAAUAUUUGCCACCAGUUGCCGAGCCCAGCGCUGAAUAUUUACCACCGGAGGGUGCUGAAACCCGUGUCGCUGACGAUGGUUACCGUUAUAAGACAGUACGUCGUUUGAGAUUUCGUGCUCGUCACCGUCGUGAUGUCUCUGAAUUAACUUCCCUGCCAUCUGCUGAAUACUUACCUCCUGUGGAAGUUGAGUUGGCGCCGGAGUUAAAGACUGUCUUAGGUGAUGAUGGUUAUCGUUAUAAGGCUGUGCGUCGUUUGAAGUACCGCCGUCAUCGUCGUGAAGCUGAGGCUGCUGAAGAAGUUGCCGCCGCUGAAAGCGUUGAUGCUCCCAAUGGUGAAUACUUGCCACCUAGUAAUGAUGUUUCUGAAGUACCAGAGGUGAAGAGUGCUGAAUUGGCUCAAGAUGGUUACCGUUAUAAAACAGUGCGUCGCUUGAAGUACCGUCGUCAUCGUCGUGAGGCUGAGGCUGCUAAAGAAGUUGCCGCCGCCGAAACCGUUGAAGCCCCUAAUGGUGAAUACUUACCCCCCAGUAAUGAUAUUGCUGAAGUGCCGAAAGUGAAAAGUGCUGAACUGGCUCAGGAUGGCUACCAUUAUAAAACUCUGCGUCGUUUAAAGUACCGUCGCAACCGUCGUGAAGCUGAAGCUGCUGAAGACAUUGCCGCUGCUGAAAGCGUUGAAGCCCCAAAUGGUGAAUACUUACCCCCCAGUAAUGAUAUUGCCGAAGUGCCGGAGGCGAAAAGUGCCGAGCUAGCUCAAGAUGGCUACCGUUAUAAGACUGUGCGUCGCAUCAGAUAUCGUUAUCGGCACUAAAUUUAUGCCUUAAGAUGCCAGAAGGCCUGUUUAGACAAAUGGACUCGUGUGUGGUGAUGGUGGUUAUGAUUUAAAACGACUUUGAGUUAUGGAAAUUUCUUAAUUCUUAUACGAUUAAUUGGACGAUGUGUGCUUUUAUGAUUUUUGUUAAAGUUUAAGUUUUUUAAUGCAAUGCAAGAAUAAAAAAUUAUUCAAUGAAAGAAA